Clonostachys rhizophaga is the source of this 1437-nucleotide messenger RNA. NCBI's taxonomy places the organism in Eukaryota, Fungi, Ascomycota, Sordariomycetes, Hypocreales, Bionectriaceae. The record is from the annotation of a GenBank genome assembly.
AUGAAACCUAGGGUCAUUAAAAGAUUUUACGAACCUAUGGUGCUCUUCAAAGCCUUGACUAUGGGAAUGCUGGCCACAGCAACACAUAGUGAUCUUGAAGAGGAUUUGGAUCUUAAAGAUCCAAAGCAACUGUUUGAAGCAUUUGUCAACAAGCUAUGUUAUGUCUGUGACAAUGAAAAAGGCGAUGGGGGUGCUGCGAUAACAUCUUUUGUCGUGUUGCAACUUGAUGGUAUUGGCCCUAUACAAUAUGUUUUUGCUUGCAAUAAGCAGAGCGACAUCAACCUCCAAGCCACGGAAGGCUUUGUAAAGCAGCUUUUGGAGCUCAUUGGGAGCGAUACAAGGCGUAAGCUUCUUCUUCAACAUGUUCUUUGGAACAACAGGAAGAGAAUCCGUCUGCUUUUCCAAGUCGUUGUUGAAGAGACCUUGGAAUGCUUGACAAGGUGUUCAAAUGACCUUGAAUUUGCAAAACGGGAAUCUGUGCAAGGAUUAUUACACGAAAUGAUCAGAACGCUACCCGACGAUGGGCAGAUAUCGACAGACGAUAAAACUGAAUACCUAUCUGGCUGUGAUAGAUUGAUGAAGGCAUUGGACAAGUUUGAGCAGCAGUCACCGGCCAACGAAACUAUCACCCAAAUGUCUAAAGACAUUCGGAAAAGGGGGCAUAACUCAUCAAACGACUGCUGGCCGGAGAUGCUACAUGCGGUGAAGCGCACUUUGGCGUACCAAUCCUCAAUAGAGUUCUUCAAAAAAACUCACGCGGCGUUUCCAGAACUUUUUCAACGCUUCGAGGUUUCCUUCCUACCGUCAAGUACCCCUCUCCCUAAUAGCGAAAUCUGCCGAGUCAAGAGUUACCAGGCGGAAGGGAUUGUCAACAGGAUGACAAGAAGGGCGGAUUACCAUGAAAAGUUUAAACAACUUGUGAACGAUCUCCAGGUGUUUGAUCUGGAUAAAAGAAUACAGGCUGAGUACGAGAAGGCUAGCUUCCGGCCCAUCGUUCAUUCAGAAGCCCACCUCCAUGGCUGGCUGGGGAACACGCCGGGGGGAUUCUCCGAGUCGCGGUUCUUCAGAGGCUGGAAGUACAUUGGGAGCAGCAAGCCGACGUGCAAACUCUGCCAUUACUACUUCCAAGAGCAUGGAUCGGGCGUCGGCCAUCGAAUCUGCCACUCGAAUCUAUACCCGUGUUGGCGGCUCCCAGACGUCCCUGUUUCAGCCGGGACAGCAGGUGAACGAGACCGACAAGUGAUUUAUGAUCGAAUCAUCGAAAGAGUGCGCAGCGACGCCUUCGACAUCAUAGGGAAGAAGGCUGCGCCAAGAUAUAGAAUGCAUGAUUCGAAUACAUUCUCUGCAAGAAUGACGUUUGUGUACGAUCCUUCGACCACCGUAUCGGAUCUGGACGAGGUUUCAUCUCUGCUUGGGGAUCUCGAUAUCAAUGAAUAG